Cloeon dipterum is the source of this 639-nucleotide messenger RNA. Its product is annotated as baculoviral IAP repeat-containing protein 2-like. Gene Ontology annotation, cellular component: nucleus; cytoplasm. Bases 1 to 639 code for a protein of 212 amino acids. The transcript has a single exon. Lineage: Eukaryota; Metazoa; Arthropoda; Insecta; Ephemeroptera; Baetidae. The record is from RefSeq and is a predicted model, not a curated record. Gene Ontology annotation, biological process: regulation of cell cycle.
AUGCAUCUCUUGCCACGAGCGCUGUGUGACAAGCUGAAGUUUGAAUUCGCGCUGCACCGCCUGUUCUCCUUUUAUUCCUUGCGCUCCUACCCUGAGGUGCUGCCGUUUAAAGCUGAAACCCUGGCUCGGAAAGGACUUUACUGCGUAGACUCUUCCACCGUUCGCUGCAAAUUCUGCGACUUCUCCAUUCUUAUCGACGCCAACCUGAAAGCCUGCGUGGAACGCGAGCACCCUGUGUGUCGAGACGAAUCUUUCGCAACGGACGUCCCCAUUCCUGAACACCUCAACUUGAACUACGAGGCGUGCAGACUAUACACGGUGCUGAAAAGGGAGUGGAAAUUUUUCACGCCGCUCGAUUUGGCGUCAGACGGCUUCUAUUACACCGGCAAAAGAGACUUGUGCAUGUGCCAAUAUUGUUUCCUGGAGGUCGAAGGUUGGGAGGACGGAGACACGCCCAAAAACCAGCAUCAACACCACAACGAUUUGUGUCCUUUUCUGUGCAACAAAUCGAAUGUGCAGAAUGUCAGGAUCGGAGAUGAGGAAGCAGGCUGCUUGCACGACGCGAUCGGCCAAGAGUACCAGGGGUCGAAGCAGAUGACUGAUGCGGAGAUUGCUGAUGCCAUCGCAAAGAAAGUGUAA